Messenger RNA from Lichtheimia ornata, 888 nucleotides. RefSeq lists its product as uncharacterized. Gene Ontology annotation, biological process: phosphate ion transmembrane transport; oxaloacetate transport; succinate transmembrane transport. The record is from RefSeq and is a predicted model, not a curated record. The coding region runs from base 1 to 888 and encodes 295 amino acids. Gene Ontology annotation, molecular function: sulfate transmembrane transporter activity; antiporter activity; succinate transmembrane transporter activity. Lineage: Eukaryota; Fungi; Mucoromycota; Mucoromycetes; Mucorales; Lichtheimiaceae. The transcript is spliced from 3 exons.
AUGUCAACAUCAGCAAAGAAAUCCACUCCUUUUUGGUUUGGUGGUGCUGCUUCUUGUGUGGCAGCCACUUGUGUUCACCCACUCGAUCUCACCAAGGUGCGAUUGCAAACCAUGAAGGGCAAUGCCAACAUGGGCAUGCUUGGCACCAUGAUCAAGAUUGCUCGCACAGAGGGACCUCUUCGGUUGUAUGCCGGUUUAUCAGCAAGCAUUCUUCGACAAGCUACUUAUUCUACGGUACGAUUCGGUGUCUAUGAAAGACUCAAGCAAAGUACUUCAUCUUCACCUAGUAUAUGGCAAUUGUUGCUAUGUUCGAGUGCAGCUGGUGCUUUGGGUGGAGCAUGUGGCAAUCCCGGUGAUGUUAUCAAUGUCAGAAUGCAAAACGAUGGUCAGCUGCCACCUCAACAACGCCGUCAUUACAAGAAUGCAUUGGAUGGUCUUGUGCGGAUAAGCCGUGAGGAAGGUGUCAGUGCGCUAUUCCGAGGCGUUGGUCCCAAUGUCAACCGUGCUAUCCUUAUGACUUCUUCCCAAUGCGUCUCCUAUGACAUCUUUAAGGAUUUGCUCUUAAAUCACACCCCAAUGAAGGAUGGCCUUACUACUCAUUUCACAUCUAGUGUACUUGCGGGUUUGGUGGCAACGACCGUAUGCUCUCCAGUCGAUGUGAUCAAGACACGUAUCAUGUCAGCAAGCACUUCCGAACGUAGAUUAUCAUCCAUGACCAUCAUGUCACAAAUGUACAAAAUGGAAGGCAUUCGAUCUUUCUUCAAGGGCUGGACACCUGCAUUCAUUCGUCUCGGCCCUCAAACCAUCAUCACUUUUGUCGUCUUGGAACAACUCAAAACUUGGCAUCAUGCUCUGCAAGAUCAACAAUUGAUGGUCGCAAAGAUCUAA